UGAAAACCUAAGUGAAAUGAACGGGCAACCAAUAGACUGAACUCAAACAGUGUAAUUAAUCUAAAAUAAACAUUAUCGAAGACAACAAUGGAUAUCAAGGCACUACAUUUCUAGAAAUGCUAUGUCUAGCCAUAUUCCUACUUCAGUCUACUUUGACACACACACAGACAACUAAAAGGUACGUUACAUACUUUUGGAAGACCACAGGGGAAUUCGACAAAGUCGAAGACUAUUGGAACCAUGGACCAAUUUAUAUCCCCGGACUACAAAAAGUUUUCACAGGAUCUACCACACCUGUUGAUGUAUUCCCCCCAUGGCUGAAAAGAAGCACAGUUACUACAACUGCGGGAGGAACGAAACAAGAUGUGUCAAUAAUUACGACUCCACCAUUUACUACCUACACUAUAGGAUAUACAACAGAAAAUCCACCUGAUCUGGUUACAACAACAGCAAAGGUUGCACCAACAACAAAAUAUACAAUAAUCACAACAACACCUUUAACAACAAAACCAGUGGAAAGUGAAGAAGAGGAAGGGACGUACCCGUUCUCAGCGUUUUUGAGGAAAUUAUUUUUGACUUUGUCACUUAAACGUCUUACCGAACUGCCGCCUAUGAUCAACCAUUUCAUUAUUCAUUUGCGCACAAUACUUGAUGAUCUACAACCACAUCUCGAUAAAGUAGUCGUCGAAUUUGUAAAGGAUUUUAUACGAAGUAUUAGGGACAGUACUGGUUCAGAAGGAAUGCGUGCAAAAUGUUACGAAUAUUACCAAAAGCUUUCUAACCGCGACACGCUGGAGCCCGACAUUGACGGAUUCCUAGGCCUCUUGGACGAUAUCUUUGAUGUAUCAGAAGAGGAGUUCAUGCAAGAUAUUCUGCGCGACAUAAAAAAGUUCCCAAAUUCUGUUAGACCUGCGCAGAACAUUUCUUACGAUAUACUUGACAAUCUUGUUGUAGUACCUAUAAAUAGAAUUGCUGGUACCCCAAAAGGUAAAGCUUUGCUCCUUAUGAUGAUAGACAUAGUACAAAAAAGAAAGUCAGGUACCAUUCCAAGCUUUCGAAGAAGAGGUGAUUAUUACAAAAAUUCAAAUAGUGAUAUGGAUGACACAUUCCGUCCAACAAAAACAAGAGACAAUUAUAAUACCUAUGCAAAUAGUGAAAUAGAUGGCAUAUACCGGCGUGGCGUGUCACCAAAAAUCAAUAUCAACAGACUGGAGACGAAAAAAAAGCAUGUACACAAACUACAUAAGAAAGGGGGUCGAACUGAUAAUAUAAAAAAGUUCACGCAAACAAUAUACGAAAGCAUAUUAAAUAAUAUGAAGGAUAUACGUGAGUUUAUGGAUAAAGUUGUUGUAUCGUCGUCAGAAACGAAUGAAUACGAGUUAACUGGCAGUGACGAAAGUGAAGACAAAGUUAAAAGUAAACUAAAGGAGCGUGACAUUAAAUUUCGACUUAACAAAGCCGAAGAAGAAGAUACUGCUUAUAAAGAUUUGCAUGAAUUGGGCAAUGAAAAAUUCACGAAACAAAGACAAAAAUAUGAUAAAGCUCAUAGCGAUGAGAAAGGGCUUAGAAGUAAGAAAGAAACGAUCUUACUCCCGAAAUUAUCAUUGACUAAACUUAUAAAAGAUAGACUAUUCGAAUUCGUAGAUGGCAGACAAACGAGUAGUUAUAUUAUAUCUCGAACAACUUAUAGGAAAAACGAGAAGAAAAAACUAUUACCAAGUCCGUCGCACUAAGCUCGGAAGAUGAAAUAAUGGGUCACUAUAUUAACCAGGCUAUUUCAAUAAGAAAUAAACUUACAACUAGUUUUUCCCUAUCACACAACACAAAUACUCAUAAGUCCCGUUAUCGCUCUAAACAUGUGUCUACUGCAGAAACUAGAAAAAGAACUAAAAAAAGAACGCAUAAACAUUCGAAAUUUAGAAAACCUUUAGAGACAACACAACAAUUAAACACCGGCGAGUCAAUAACGAAAACAAAAGAUACUAAUGAGAAAAUCGAAAUGCUAUUAACUGAAAGCUUGGGUAAAUUUGCAACAAGAGUUAAAAACAUAACAAAUGAAAAGAGUGAUAAAAAUUUGGAAGGUGCUGAAGGAGAAGAAGAUACAUCAAGAGAAUCUAAGAUCGGUAUUUCGGAUGCAGACGGCUCUUCAGAAGAUACAGGGCUCCGUCUGGAGCUGGAGAGUAAAAACGAGGAAGUAUUAAGAGAAAGAGGAAAGAAGUAUAAACAUCGUCAGAGACAUAAACAUAAAAAACACAAGGGUCAUAAACAUCCGCAUUACGGGAAAAGAAAGUACGAACGUUUGAAACGUAAAUAUAUAAGAUUAAAAGAAAUAUUGGCUGCACAAAAUGAAAAGUCCGAAGAAAGUAAGAAAUCUAAAGCUAUAAACUCGAAGGAAGCCGAUUUUAUAGAUAGAUAUGAUAAACCGAAAAGCUUUGAAAUCAGGAAAAAGGCAGAUGCAGAUUUCAAGUACCAUGCUGAGGACUCAACGCCAGUAUUAAGAGGAGUAAGAGAACGCCACCUUAGAACAGAUAAAAUCAACAUAUUUUUAGAGGACUAUGAUAUUAAAGCCAGUAUUGAAGAGGACAUUGAUCCUGAAUCCUUUACUAUUCGUAAUCAUGGUGUUUAUAGAAAAUCUCUUCAACAAAAUCCGACAAUUGUUUUUGAUGCGAAUGAUUCUACUGAUAUAGAAAAAGAAAUAAAGGAGAAUAUAAAAGAUGCGAUUCAACACGACGGUUUUGUUCAUAGUAAUGUGACCAGAAAUCCAGCAGUUGUUUUUGAUGCGAAUGAUUCUACUGACAUAGAAAAAGAACUAAAGAAGAAUAUUAAUGAUGCGAUUCGACACGAGGGUUUUGUUCAUAGUAAUGUGUCCAGCUCCAGUUAUCACAAUGAUAACGCGUCUACCGCCCGCUUCUCAGAAUCCCCCGAGACAGAUGUUGAGGCCGUAUUGAAAAGCAACAUUUUUAAAGCUGUGAAGAAAUUGUUGAAAAAGUGAAACUCCAUGUGUCUGUUGUAGUUGUAGAAGAUGCUCAUUUAUAAAGAUAUGCAAAAAAAAAACGUUUUU
Molecule: messenger RNA, 3061 nt
Organism: Leguminivora glycinivorella
Lineage: Eukaryota; Metazoa; Arthropoda; Insecta; Lepidoptera; Tortricidae
Product: serine/threonine-protein kinase PRP4 homolog
Exons: 7
Coding region: 1751-2992 (413 amino acids)
Source: RefSeq, a predicted model, not a curated record